Messenger RNA from Polistes canadensis, 1200 nucleotides. RefSeq lists its product as uncharacterized. The record is from RefSeq and is a predicted model, not a curated record. The coding region runs from base 1 to 1200 and encodes 399 amino acids. The transcript is spliced from 5 exons. NCBI's taxonomy places the organism in Eukaryota, Metazoa, Arthropoda, Insecta, Hymenoptera, Vespidae.
AUGUGCUGCGCAUCAGAAAAAGUUGUGCUGUCAUCUCUACCCACUCCACCGGAACCUUUACUAUCGCUUCUUGCUGGCAAUUCUGAUGAUUUGAAAUUAUUUUUGCGCAAAAUACGCAAAAUUAAUUCUUGCUUCCAAAUGACGUCUUUUGGGGCAACUAAAAUUUGCAAUCUCACAUCUGAUGGACGUAAUUUUGAAACUACAUUUAAAAUACAAGGACAGGUGUACCAUAAAAUUGGGUCAUUGAUGCCAAUGCCUAAUGAAAAUACGAAGUUUCUUCAAAUUUAUUUUAUGGGCAGUUGUGAAGAACGCGUGACAACUUGGUGCGAAGUCUCACCACAAUUGCAAAAUGACAACUAUCAAAUCGUCAUUAAAGCCGACAAAGUACCAUUAGGAGGACAUGCUGGCAGAUUCAACGCGCCAACUGUUGAUGAGGUAGAUGUUAUUAUGGUUGUUGAUCCAGUUGACAAUAAUAGAGCUAUAAAAAUAACACGGCGGGACAACACUGUCAGUAUGAUUUCGGAUCUACACCAUUCAUAUAACGCACUCCAAUAUCCAUUAAUAUUUUGGCAACUAUUCCAUCAAUACAUUGUAGAUAUGUAUGCUAAGAUUGAAAGCGAACGCUUGCAAUUCAUUCGAUACAACCAGGCAAAAUUACAAUCGGAUGAAUACAUUCACUUACGAGAUGCUAUUUUCGAAAACGUCGAUGGGAACGUAAUCUUCAAUGUCAUCGGUAGUGCUUUCAUUUUACCUUCAAACAUACAAGAUGCAAUGACUUACGAAAUACAAGCUUUACUAUUACCAGGACAACAAUCAAUACAUCGUCAUGAUAUAACUGCACGUGUGUUCAAACAAAAAUUGAAAUCCUUGAUUGAUUUCAUUGUUAAAUAUUCAGUUUUCGGUAACACACGUUGUUGGCUGUAUUCGAUUGAGUUGCAAAAGCGAGCCGAAAUUUCGGAUCCGUCAAUUGAUCAAGAAUUGUUUAAUAUUGAUACUAAUCACAUGAUCCACGGAUCCUGCGGUGCAUUUAACAUGACAUCACCAUGCAUAGAAAAUGAAAAUGUAAGAAGCGUUUUCCAAAGCAGUAUACGAAUGAUACCAUCACGGAUAUUGACGGUUACCCAAUGUAUCGCCGCAGAAAUACUGAGAAUGGUGGCCACACAUACACAAUGCGACUGUCGAAUGUCACAAAUCAAGUAG